Molecule: messenger RNA, 1581 nt
Organism: Clarias gariepinus (North African catfish)
Lineage: Eukaryota; Metazoa; Chordata; Actinopteri; Siluriformes; Clariidae
Exons: 7
Coding region: 32-1078 (348 amino acids)
Biological process (GO): response to bacterium
Source: RefSeq, a predicted model, not a curated record
UUUAUACACGUGUGUAGAGUGUGUGUGAGAAAUGUCUGAGCUCCUGUUUACUCCACAGCUGCUGUUUGGUCUUAUCAGUCUGAGUCUCCUUCAGAUCAUUUCAGCUGAUCUCAUAUCUGUUGAUCCUGGAGAGAACAUCACUCUGCUCUGUAACAUCACUCAGUAUUCAGAGAUCUCGUGGUAUCAGUUGAACUCAGCAAGCGUGAGGCAGAUUAUAUCAGCCAGACAAAGGGGUCUGUAUAAAGACUUUUAUGUAGAUUAUAAUGUAGACGAGAGUCACUUUGAUGUAACAGAAAGCAGCAGUUCAGUCAGUUUAGUGAUUAUUGGAGUUAGAGAGACAGAUCUGGGGUUUUAUUACUGUGGAGGUCGAAAUGACACGACACACACUCAGUUUGGGAAAAACAUCAAACUCAACUUUACUACAGGCUCUCAGAAUCAAAAGGCUGAUGGUUCAGACACACUGCAGUCUGACCCCCACACAUAUUGUCUCAUCAGUCUGAGUCUCCUUCAGAUCAUUUCAGCUGAUCUCACAUCUGUUGAUCCUGAAGAGAACAUCACUCUGCUCUGUAACAUCACUCAGGUUUCAGAGAUAUCGUGGUAUCAGAUGAACUCAGCAGGCGUGAGGCAGAUUAUAUCGGCCAGACAAAGGGGUCUGUAUAAAGACUUUUAUGUAGAUUAUAAUGUAGAUGAGAGUCACUUUGAUGUGACAGAAAGCAGCAGUUCAGUCAGUUUAGUGAUUAUUGGAGUUAGAGAGACAGAUCUGGGGUUUUAUUUUUGUGGAGGUCGAAAUGACACGACACACACUCAGUUUGGGAAACACAUCAGACUCGACUUUACUACAGAUGCUCUGAAUCAUAAGGAUUCUGACGCUCAUACACAAAGUGGAGUUAUUACAAUUAUUGUAAUCCUAUUGUGUGUGUGCAUGCUCUUUAUUUCCAUUAGCAUCGUCUGCCCUACAAAGGAUAAGGAAGCUGAUAUACAACCAUCUGAUGUGACCUGUGUGAUCUACACACGUGUCUCCAGACAGCACAGAAAAAAAAUCUCAGCACAAGGACCACAAUGGGUCAAACAGAUCUGAACUUCACUGUGCCACUGCACAACUGACUGGCGUGCUUUAACCAAACCCUAAGAGAAUGUUAUGGUGGGGAGUGGACAACAGAUACUGAAUCUGGGACCAAUUAUCCCAUAAGCAUUCACUGCUUUCAUUCCUUUUGAGCUGCUGUUUGGAGUCUGCACACACUGCUCAAUGUCGCAAAGGAAGCCGGGGAGAACCAGCCAUCUCCUUUCCGAUCUGUGGAAGAGUAUGUCCAAAACGUACAAUCUAAAGUCAGCAAGCAAGCUCAGCCCCUCGGGUUCCAGCCUGGUAACCGAGUGCUUCUCCUCAUCCCCAGUGAUAACUGCAAGUUCCUGGCCAGGUUGCAGGGCCCAUUUAUAGUCAUGGAAUAAGUGAAACCUACAAGCUACAAGCUGGUGUAGUGGGGGAGAAGAUCUGCUACCAUCACAGAAUCAAAAGCUGAGCGAGCUACACUUUCAUAAUGUGUUCUCAGCACCUCUUACACCUCAGUAUACAAACUCCCUACU